CCGGCGAUCUUGGCCUUUGCACGUUCUUGCCUGCAGUGUUUGUCCGUUAUCUUCCUCCGCCUCUUGAGUGGCCAUGAGCUGGGCUGUGGCAGUUCUGCGGGUCAGCAGGGGAGUGAGCUCUGCGGGAGCAGGUUUCCCGUGCCCGGGGAUGGCUCUGAGUCCCCGUGGCACAGCACAGGUGCCGCUCAGGGGCGCCUGGCCCUGCACCCCCGCGGCCAAGAUGGCGACUGUGAAGAGUGAACUGAUGAAGAAGUUCACUUCAGAGGAGCCGGUUCGCCGCAACAAGGUCUCCAUUGUAGGAACUGGGUCAGUUGGCAUGGCCUGUGCUAUCAGCAUCCUACUAAAAGGCUUGAGUGAUGAACUUGCCCUUGUAGACCUUGAUGAAGGCAAGCUGAAGGGUGAGACGAUGGAUCUUCAACAUGGCAGCCCUUUCAUGAAAAUGCCAAAUAUUGUUUGCAGCAAAGAUUACCGUAUCACUGCAGACUCCAACCUAGUGAUUAUCACAGCAGGAGCACGCCAAGAAAAGGGAGAAACGCGCCUAAAUUUAGUCCAGAGAAAUGUGACCAUCUUCAAAGGAAUGAUUUCCAGUAUUAUCCAGUACAGCCCCCACUGCAAACUGAUCGUUGUUUCCAAUCCAGUGGAUAUCUUAACUUAUGUAGCCUGGAAGUUGAGCACUUUUCCCAAAAACCGUGUUAUUGGAAGUGGCUGUAAUCUGGAUACUGCUCGUUUUCGUUUUUUGAUUGGGCAAAAGCUUGGUAUCCACUCUGAAAGCUGUCACGGAUGGGUCCUUGGAGAGCAUGGAGACUCAAGUGUUCCUGUGUGGAGUGGAGUGAACAUUGCUGGUGUCCCUUUGAAGGAUCUGAAUGCAGAUAUAGGAACUGAUGAAGACCCUGAGCAAUGGGGAAAUGUCCACAAAGAAGUGAUUGCCAGUGCCUAUGAGAUUAUUAAAAUGAAAGGUUAUACUAAUUGGGCCAUUGGCCUAUCUGUAGCUGAUUUAACAGAAAGUAUUUUGAAGAAUCUGAGGAGAACACAUCCAGUUUCCACCAUAAUUAAGGGCCUCUAUGGAAUAGAUGAAGAAGUAUUCCUCAGUGUUCCUUGUAUCCUGGGAGAGAAUGGUAUUACCGACGUUAUAAAAAUAAAGCUGACCCCUGAAGAGGAGGCCCGUCUAAAUAAGAGCGCAAAAACACUUUGGGAAAUUCAGAAGGAGCUCAAACUUUAAACUAUCAUUCUGAAAUUAUUGAAGAAGAGAGAGUAGAUAUAGGAUUGUAUAUGUCAAACUUUUGAAUUAACUUGAAUUCCUAAAAGAUGGAAACGGAAAAAUUGGUAGAGUGACUUCCCUGUUUAUUUAGCAUUUCAGAUCUGGAUGAUACUUAACGUUUUUACAGUUCCUAAAUAACUAUAUGAAAGAAGCUGUUUAUGGUGUCUCUGAUGUGCCAGUAUUUGCCUUGUAUGUAUAUGUAGUUGCCUUUUGCUCCCACCCCACCCCCCCGCAAAAAAAAAAAGCAGGUUGUAGGUGUUAUGUUCUAGAAAUUCUGAUUCUUUUCAUUAGAUACAUGUUAGUUCUUUCACUCUGGCUGACUUAAUACCUAA
This is a messenger RNA of Lemur catta (Ring-tailed lemur), 1590 nucleotides long. RefSeq names its product lactate dehydrogenase A like 6B (gene LDHAL6B). Lineage: Eukaryota; Metazoa; Chordata; Mammalia; Primates; Lemuridae. Gene Ontology annotation, biological process: carboxylic acid metabolic process. The record is from RefSeq and is a predicted model, not a curated record. Bases 74 to 1219 code for a protein of 381 amino acids. The transcript has a single exon. Gene Ontology annotation, cellular component: cytoplasm. Gene Ontology annotation, molecular function: L-lactate dehydrogenase (NAD+) activity.